Molecule: messenger RNA, 14888 nt
Organism: Bombina bombina (fire-bellied toad)
Lineage: Eukaryota; Metazoa; Chordata; Amphibia; Anura; Bombinatoridae
Gene: KMT2C
Product: lysine methyltransferase 2C
Exons: 47
Coding region: 65-13120 (4351 amino acids)
Biological process (GO): positive regulation of transcription by RNA polymerase II
Cellular component (GO): nucleus; MLL3/4 complex
Molecular function (GO): transcription coactivator activity; histone H3K4 methyltransferase activity; histone binding
Source: RefSeq, a predicted model, not a curated record
ACCACCGCACAAUGAAAAUGCAAAUUUAGAAAAAGAGGUUUCACAUUUGGUUAAUGUAGAAGAAAUGGAAACAUUCUCUGGAACCGAGCACAUAGUACUAGAAGACAAUGUGGAGAAGGAUAAAAAAGAACUAAACUUGACAUUACAACAACCUUUCAGUUCCCAAGAGAAUAACUUUUUACAGCAUGGGGAAAAUGCCCCUGUGGAGGCUAACACUGAACCACAAACUGCAUCUACAGAGCUUGAGGUUUCUGCUACAUCCCCAGAACCACCUCAGUCUCUGAGUGAGGACGAUAGUUCAAAAAUUGAUGAGCACUUUGAAUUAGUUAGUCAUGAUCACCUUUCUAUAAAAAGUAGUGAUGCACAUGUUUCUGAAUCGUCUGACCUUCUGGAAAUGGAAACUACUCCUAUAAAUGAUGCCUUUAUGGAAGCAGGUUCACCUUUAGGAGAUAAAGCUCUGAAGUCACCCGCUGAUCUAGAUUCCCCUGUCACUUCCGUAGACACCAGUAAGACAAGUGUGUCAUCCUCACCAGCAGUUUCCUUAGACUUCCAUUCUUCAAAUGACAUUUUUCAAAGUCCUAGUUUUUGCACAGGAAAUACCUUGCCAACAACUUAUAUAUCAGUGACUCCAAAAAUUGGCAUGGGUAAGCCAGCUAUCACCAAAAGGAAAUUUUCUCCUGGCAGACCCCGAUCAAAACAGGGGGCUUGGAGUACCAAUAAUACAGUGAGCCCACCUUCCUGGUCCCCAGAUUGCUCAGAAGGUUGGGACAUUUUUAAAUCCAGACAGCUUCUCGGCAGUGCAUUUUGGAGCAUCAAAGUGGGUCGUGGCUCAGGAUUUCCAGCUAAGAGAAGACCACGGGGUUCUGGGCUCUCAGGACGUGGUGGAAGAGGUCGUUCGAAAUUAAAAACUAGCAUUGCCAACUACAUAAUCCCUGGGGUAACCACAAUCAAUAUUCCAUCAUACAAAGAGGAGGAAGAGACCUCAAUGCACAAUACAGUUGUCUUAUUCUCCAGCAGUGACAAAUUCACCUUGCAUCAGGAUAUGUGUCUUGUAUGCGGAAGUUUUGGCAAAGGUGCUGAAGGAAGACUUCUUGCUUGUUCUCAAUGUGGCCAGUGUUACCAUCCAUACUGUGUCAGUAUUAAGCUUACUAAAGUGAUCCUCCGUAAGGGGUGGAGAUGCCUAGAAUGUACAGUGUGCGAAGCCUGUGGGAAGGCGACAGAUCCUGGUAGAUUACUGCUUUGUGAUGACUGUGACAUUAGCUACCACACUUACUGCCUGGAUCCACCCUUACAGACUGUACCAAAAGGAGGCUGGAAGUGCAAGUGGUGUGUUUCAUGUACAAACUGCAAAGCAAUAACACCAGGAUUAAGGUGUGAGUGGCAAAAUAACUACACCCAGUGUGCACCCUGCGCAAGUCUGUCUACCUGCCCUGUCUGUUGUCAGAACUAUAUUGAAGACGAGCUUAUUCUUCAGUGCAGACAGUGUUACCGUUGGUCACAUGCAACAUGCCAGAACCUAAACACUGAGGCAGAAGUUGAAAGUGCUGCAGAUAAUGGAUUUGACUGCUCUAUGUGUAAGCCAUAUGUGAUUCCAUCUCCUGAGAAGUGUGAAUCUCCAGUUGAUGCUCAGAUUGUUCUAAAAACACGAGAACCAGAUCCUCUGAAAACAUUUACCCAAGAUGGAGUAUGUUUGACAGAGUCGGGGCUUUCCCAGUUACAGAGCUUAACAAUCACAGUUCCAAGAAGAAAACGGUCCAAACCAAAGUUAAAAUUAAAGAUCAUCAACCAGAACAGUGUUGCUGUGUUACAGACCCCUCCUGAGCCACAGUCGGAGCACUCUAGAGAUGGAGAGAUGGACGAUAGCAGAGAAGGAGAUCUUAUGGAUUGUGAUGUAAAAUCAGACUCUAGCCCUGAGCGAGAACCUAUGGAUGAUGAUUCCAAAGGGACAGAAGCAAUGGAUGGACUUAAGAAAAGAAAGAGAAAGCCAUACAGACCAGGGAUUGGUGGAUUUAUGGUGCGUCAGAGAAGUCGAACUGGCCAAGGAAAAUCUAGAAGAUCUCUCUCCAGAAAAGAUUCAUCAGGCUCUGUUUCUGAACUGCUUCCGGGUAGAGAUGAGAACUGGAUUGAACAAAUGCCAGACACUCCAUUAGAUGAUGGUCUUCCUUACUCUGAAAAUACAGAAAAAAUAAAGAAACGCUAUCGGAAAAAGAAGAACAAGCUGGAAGAAACCUUCCCUGCAUAUUUACAGGAAGCUUUUUUUGGGAGAAAUCUCUUGGAUACUAGUAGACAAAGCAAAGCAAACACAGAGAAUUUAUCGGAGGAUGCAUCCCAGCUAUUAUACAAAACAAACAUUAAUAAUACCUUUCUUGAUCCAUCUUCUGACCCACUACUGAGCUCAGCUGCAACAUUGACGCCAUCCAAACAUGGUGCUGAAGGUGGUUCUCAAGAUCCUCUUGCUGACCUCUCUGGGGUAUUGAACACAGAUGAUGACAUUCUGGGAAUACUAACUGAUGAUCUAACAAAAUCUUCAAAUCAGUCUGCCGGACUUGAAAUAGGCCCCAUCAAUGAUGAAUCAUCUUCAAUGUCUCAUGCAAGUGUCACACAAAGUUCCCGGCCUUUAAGUGAGGAUCAGCUAGAUGGAAUCCUAAGCCCAGAACUGGACAAAAUGGUUACUGAUGGAGCAAUUUUGGGAAAGCUUUACAAAAUUCCAGAGCUUGAAGGAAAAGAUGUUGAAGAUUUAUUUACUGCUGUGCUGAGUCCUGUAGCUACCCAUCCGCCAUCUUUGCCACAACCGCCACCACCUUCAGCUCAUACUCAUCCUCCACAUACACAGCUCUUGCCUUUGCACAACCAGGGGGAUGGUCUUUAUUCAAGAAUUCCUAUGGUUAAUGGCCUUUUGGCACCCAACUCUCAUCUCCUGCACAACCCUCUAGCUCAGGGAGCUGGUGUAGGCCCUUUUACUCCUUUAACGCACCCACCAUAUUCUGAGAACAGGGAAAAGAACUCCUUAUUUCACGGGAUGGUAAACGAACCUGCUAACACAUGGGCAGUACAGUCCACUGUCAUGGAAGCUGAAGGAGAUACUAUGUCCAAUGCCCAAAGGAGCACUCUGAAGUGGGAGAAAGAAGAAGCCCUUGGGGAAAUGGCAACUGUUGCACCUGUUUUGUAUACUAACAUCAAUUUCCCAAACCUGAAAGAUGAGUUCCCAGAUUGGGCUACAAGAGUAAAGCAGAUUGCCAAACUUUGGAGAAAAGCUAGCUCACAAGAAAGAGGCCCAUAUGUGCAAAAAGCCAGGGAUAACCGAGCUGCAUUGCGUAUCAAUAAAGUGCAAAUGUCAAACGAUUCUAUAAAAAGGCAACAACAUGAAAUUAUUGAGCAAAAUUGUCGAAUUGACUCUGAUCUUUUCAAAGAUCCCCUGAAACAGAGAGAAUCUGAACAUGAGCAGGAAUGGAAAUUCAGACAGCAAAUGAGACAGAAAAGUAAGCAACAAGCCAAAAUUGAGGCAACACAAAAACUUGAACAAGUCAAGAAUGAACAGCAACAACAGCAGCAACAGCAGUUUGGGUCACAACAUCACUUGAGCCAAUCUGGUAGUGAUACACCUAACAGUGGAAUUCAGAGCCCUUUAACACCUCAGCAGAGUAGUGGCAAUCUUUCUCCUAUUCAGCAGACCUUUACAAAGCAGCAAAUGCCUGGCACCCCCACAUCUUUCCUAGAUGAUGUUUUUUUAAAACCACAAGCUCCCCCUCCAACCCCAACAAGAAUGACUUUGCAGGACCCCCUUUCUUUAUCACAGUCUUCACAGCCUCUGUCGCCACAAAUGUUUUCUCCAGGCACUUCAAACUCAAGACCCACCUCUCCAGUGGAUCCAUAUUCGAAAAUGGUUGGGACACCAAGACCUCCAUCCACAGUUCAAAACCUUUCAAGAAGGAACUCUGGAUCACCCAUGGAUGCUUGUCCUUCUCGACCUGUUGCUUCAAACGAGUCUAUUGGAAGCAGACCAUCACCAGUUCAAGACUCAUGUCCCUCCCCUCAUAACAGUGAACUGUCUGUAAAAUUAUUAGAUCCUCAAAGAGCUUUGACUUUAGAUCAAUAUUCUAAACCAAUAGGUUUGGGGAGGUUGCCUCUUAAUGCUGAUCAUUCAGGAGAUGGGAACAACGAUCCUUUCUCAAAGCAUUCUUCUAGAUCAGAAAUCUUCCAGAGACAACCAGUAGCACAAGCUAAGAUGAUAGAUCCAUAUUUAAGACCACCUUUAACUCCAACAUCAGGUAAUAGUGAAGGUAGCCCUGCUCCAUUUAAAACUCCUAUGCGCCCACCUCAGUCCCCACAAGAUUCUUAUGGUUCAAUGCCCACAACUCCUAGACGUCUAUCUUUAGAUCCUUAUGAAAGACAGGUAUUGACACCCAGGCCUGUUGAGAAUUUAGCACAUGAUCAUUAUAACCAAGCACCGCUAAAUCGUUCUACAAUGAACGAAUCUUUUGCACAUCCACCUAGACUUAUGCGACAGCACAGUGAUCCUAUUUCCCAGACUACUUCGUUAUCAAGGCAAAAUUCACAGGAUCCAUAUUCUCAAACCCCUGGAACACCCCGUCCAGUAACCAACCCCUAUAUACAAUCUUCUGCUCCCAGGCAUGGAAUUAUAGACCCUUAUAUCCAGCAGCCUCAAACAUUGAGACCACCUCCGCAACCUGUUGAUCCUUAUGGACAACCACUGUCUACGCCUAGACCUGUUAUGGCAGAAAUGUUUGUUCAGCCCAGUUUGAAUAAGAGACACCAUGAUCCUAGGUCUAUUGUAGACCAGUAUGCUCAGCAGCCUGGCACAACAGGGCCCAUCACUUCGGGUCCAUAUUCUCAACCACCAGGGACAGCAAGGCCUAUGGCUUCUGAUCCUUAUGCUCAAAUGCCUGGCACACCAAGACCUAUUGCAGAUCCAUAUGCACAGUCUCCUGGUACUCCAAGACCCAUUAUUACAGACCCUUAUGCUCAGCCCCCUCGAACCCCGAGACCUGUCCUUUCAGAUCGUUAUUCACAUCCACCAAGAGCUGCAAUGCCUGGUAUGCCAGACCACUAUAAUCGUCCUUCAGUGGUCAGAACAGGUCUUAUGCACAACCAAGAUGCUUUUGGGCAGACUGCACAGAACAGAGGACCACCUGUACCAGCACCUUUUAUGAGACCAUCAGACCCAGGUCCUCACAAUCCACGGCCUGUGGGUCCAGUUUCAGCAGACAUGUUUAAUCAUUCCACAACUGGUACAACACAUGAUCCAUAUGAUCAACCUCCAAUGACUCCCCGAAUGGUAGCAGGAGACACUUUUGGUGAUGCACAUGAUGUUACAGACUCACAAAGAUCAUUAUCAGAAGAAAAUUUUAGCGGCCCUUCCAACUCUGUUACCACACCUCAAGGUCAGCAGUUUUUGAACAUGCAACAGGGAUCACCUGCUACAGUGUCUGAAAAUCCGAAUCCCAACCUGUUAUUAGCAGACUCUGAAGAAAAAUUAAGACAGCGUCAAAAGUUGAGAGAGCUUAUUUUGAGGCAGCAGCAAAACAAAAAUGCUGUACGUCAGGAGAAGGCGUUGAGUGACCAAUUGCAUCUGACCCCAGGUGGAAGCUCUGCUCAGUGGCAGCAAGAAAAUCCACCACGUCAAAGCGAGAUUUUUAAUAGACCGCCACCACCUUACCCAGGCAUUAUCAGAACUCAGUUAGGCCCCAAAGGAAGCUCAAGAUUUCCCACUUUUCCUAAAGAUCAACGUGUACAAUAUGCUGGAAAUCCACAGUUUAUUAGACCACCGUUUACAGGAGAUCUUUCUAGUGGAAUGAGGCUGCCUCAGAGUCAUAGAUUCACCUAUCCUAUGAAUGGCCCUGAGUCUGUUACAGGUCAUGAACGUUUUUUAGGACCUCCUUUACAAAUGCAGGUGCCUGGAAUUCAGCAGCAAAUGCGAAGGGAUAUUUCAAUUGAAUUGACUAGACCAUUAAAUAACCUACAAGUGAACAAUUCUCUUCCUCCGCAUUUUCCUCCUCAGGGUGUGCAAGUGCAACAUAAUAUUUCUGGUCAGGCAUACAUUGAACUUCGUCACAGGCCUCCAGAUGGUAGACCAAGGAUUCUUUUUGGACCACCGCCUAAUCUGAUUGAGGCCUCUUCACAACAUCCAGGACAUGUAGGAUAUUUCCCCAGACCAGAAAUGCAAGGCCAGAGGCUGAUGGAUCCAGGGCGAGUACACCAUCCAGGUCUUUCUAAUCAAAUGCCAAUUCCUCAAAGUUUGGAGCAUUUGGUUCCACCUUCACAAGAACAUUUCAAUUCAGAACAUCAAUCAGUUCUUAUGAUGCAUAGAGGGGUUCAACCUUCAAGAGAUGAUACUUAUAUAACUGCUUUACCUUCCAAUAGUUCUAAUGAAGAAACUAGUACGCUACCAAUCUCUCAUCAGUCUGCUAAUGGUUUGGAAGAAAAACUGGAUUCCGAUGAUCCUUCAGAUAAAGAUCUUGAUGUGAAAGAUUUGGUUGGGGUUGAGGUUAAAGAUUUAGAUGAUGAUGACCUUGAAAAUAUAAACCUAGAUCCAGAUGAUGCAAAGGGUGAUGAACUAGAUGCCCUGGAUACCCUGGAAACUAAUGAUCCUCAAUUAGAUGAUCUUUUAAGGUCAGGAAAAUUUGAUAUCAUUGCGUACACAGACCCUGCACUUGACCUAGGAGAUAAGAAAGACCUGUUUAAUGAGGAUUUGGACCUUGGUGUACCAAUCGAUGAUAAGCUGGAAAUUCAGACCAAGAAUGAUGAGAUUAAAAGCGAAGAGCAACCUGAAAACAAACCUUUGUCGCCUGCAUCAGUUCCAUCACAACUAUUAACUAAUGUUGCUGCUGAAAUAAAAUCUGAAGUGAUAUCACAAAAUUCAGAAGACAAAUGUGUACCUGAUGCAAUAUCUGAGGAGAAUGUGAGUGUUACAGGCAUUCAGCAGACAAAAGAGAAUAUUUCUUUAAAUUCGGAGCAAUCUGCUAAUGAAGAGGAAAAGGAAUCUCUGCCUAGUUCAAAUGUAAUUGAAGAACCAACAACAUUGUCUGUGCAGAAUAAAAUAAAUUCACCUGAUGUAACCGACACUGAAAGUGCAAGUGUAUCUAAUGAAAGAACAGAAAUUUCUGAAAUGGAAGCUUUGAGUUCUCCAUCUGGAAACAUGACAUCUACCCAAUCCAAUCCAUUACCAUUAGAUUCCCAAAACGUUAUUACACCUUCUAGUCAAGUGCUGGACCAUGGUUUGAAUCCAGACUUGGGACCAAGGCUUAAACAAGGAUUCUCUGAAGGAUCACCAAGAGAUUCAGGUUUUAUAUCAAAUCAGUCAAGUGGUCAUAAUUACGUCACUGGAGAACCACCCAAUCAAAUACUGACUUUGCCAAGUCCUCAACAAAUGAUGCUUCAGCACAGUCGUGAGAGACCUCUUUUAUUGGAAGAACAGCCUCUAUUACUGCAGGACCUUUUGGAUCAAGAAAGACAAGAACAGCAGCAACAAAGACAGAUGCAAGCUAUGAUCCGCCAACGUUCUGAGCCAUUCUUUCCUAGUAUUGAUUUUGACGCCAUUACGGACCCUAUUAUGAAAGCAAAAAUGGUGGCUCUUAAAGGCAUCAACAAAGUUAUGGCACAGAACAAUAUGGUUAUGCCUCCAAUGGUUAUGAACAGGUUUCCUUUUAUAGCACAACAAAUUCCAGCUGCUCAAACAAAUGAAGGUCCCAAUAUAAUGCAGCAGGCCAUAGCACAGGAUGGAAGUAUUGCAUCACAAAUGAUUAGACCUAAUCCUCCAAAUUUUGGUCCUGGAUUUGUCAACGAGUCUCAGAAAAAACAAUAUGAGGAGUGGCUCAAAGAGACACAGCAGCUUCUUCAGAUUCAGCAGAAAUUUCUAGAAGAACAAAUUGGAGCUCACAGAAAAUCAAAAAAAGCACUUUCAGCGAAACAGAGGACUGCCAAGAAGGCAGGUCGGGAAUUCCCUGAGGAAGAUGCAGAACAGCUUAAGCAGGUCACUGAGCAGCAAAGCAUGGUUCAGAAACAGCUGGAACAGAUCAGAAAACAACAAAAAGAACAUACAGAGCUUAUUGAGGAAUACAGAAAUAAACAGUCACAAUUUUCAGUGACACCUUUGAUUCCUGUUGUUCCACCACAGCAGACAUUGAUGCCUGGAGGAGGUGUUCCACCCCCUGUGAAUCAUCAGAACUUUGCUAUUCCACCAGCAUUAAAUGCCAUUGGACAGAUUAUACCCAGACAGCCUAAUCAACCCAGAAUGCCAAAUAUGCAAGGUUGGCAACCAGCAAAUAGUCCUAGAAGUCUUGUACCUGUAAAUACACCACAAAUGCAGCAUCCACACACAGAUGUUCCUGUGACCAGUCCACUUCCAAAUUCUAAUCCUAAUGCUCCACCAAGGGUUGAAUUCGAUGACAAUAACCCAUUCAGUGAAACAUUUCAAGAGCGAGAACGCAAAGAACGAUUACGAGAACAGCAAGAACGUCAGAGAAUACAGCUUAUGCAGGAAGUUGAUCGUCAAAGAGCAUUGCAGCAGAGACUAGAAAUGGAACAGCGUGGCAUGGUUGGACCAGAUUUGAACAGCAGGUCAUUAUCGCAAAUGCCUUUUUUUAAUUCGGAAUUGCCUAGUGAAUUUAUGCAAAUUCCACAGCCUAUUAAACAGUCUCCACAGCGACAAACACAGAUUGGGCAUGCCUUGUCACAGCAAAAUAUGCAGCAAGGCCAUUUGAACUCUCCUCCAAAUGCCCCUUUAAUGCCGACUGGUGAGACACAUUCAUUGGAACACUCCCCAUAUGGACAAGAUAACCAUUCUGUUUCAGGAGUCACAAACUUUCCAUCUGUUAAAAAAUCCCCAGGAAGUAUUUCUUGUUCCGGAUUCACUCAGGCACAGCCUAGGCCUUCUUUCGUCUCAGAUGUGUCUUCUGCAUCUCCUAUUGCUGAUAAUGGUAAUCCUUGUGGUCAAGACAUUUCCGUUAGUGAUGCAAACUUUCAGGAAUCAGGUCAGGCUCUUGUACAACUAUACUCUGAAAUUAUUCCUGAGGAGAAGGGAAAAAAGAAAAAGACAAGAAAAAAGAAAAAGGAUGAAGACGCAGACUCUGCAAAGUCACCCUCAACUCCCCAGUCUGAUAUUACAGCUCCCCUUUCACCAAGUAUUUCAGAGGCAUCAACUCCAACAGUUAACAAUCCCAAUGAACUAGUUUAUCAAGGGGAACACCCCACUGAUUUAAUUCGUUCAUCAACUCCUAAUGCUUCAGUUAAAAAUGUGGAAUUAGAAGAUCCACUUCAAACCAGCGAUGUGAACCAAAGAUUGCUACGGGACACCACUUCAGAUCAGGAUGGGGUUCAGCAUCACAAAAAUGUUUUUAGUAUCCGAAAUAUCAAACUUGAGCAAGCAGAUCUAGAUCUGUCUCCUGAAAAAGAUGACCAUAUGAUUAAACGUCCUUUUGUAAUGAAGACUGAGGAUGAUAAAGCCAUAUCGCACAAUGAACUUUCCAUGGAAAUAUCUUCUAAUCAUUCAACUGGUCCUUCAGGAAAAUUGGAAUCUGGAAAUGAGUUAUUAAAACACUUGCUUAAAAACAAAAAACAACCUUUAAUUUUGCAUCAAAAAUCAGAAGACCGUGUACGAUCAGAAGAAGACUGUGCUACUGAUGUAAAGUUUCUUGACCGGCCAAGCCAUUUUAAUUCAUUACAUAUGUCUGAGAAUAAAGAACAGAGUGUCUUUAACUUUAACCAAAGCUUGCUGCAUAAAUCCGAUUUUGAUUUGGAUAAAAGAAAACCAAGAAACAAGCGAAUACAAAGGACAGCUGAGAAAACACCUCGCUCCAAAAAGAGAAAGAAAGAGGAAGAACAGAAGUCUGCCAUUUAUGCCAGCUCUGAGACUUUUACUAAAAUUAAACAGCAACUUUCUUUGCUUCCUCUAAUUGAGCCAAUUGUUGGGAUGAGCUUUGCACACUUUCUUCCUUAUGGAACUGUCCCAAAUACUGCUGGAAGUAGGCUUCUUGGUGCAUUUGGCAGUGCGUCCCUUGAUGGAGUAUCAGAUUAUUACUCCCAGUUAAUAUUUAAGCAGAAUAAUCUGAGUAACCCGCCAACACCUCCAGCAUCCCUUCCUCCUACCCCUCCUCCUGUUGCCUGCCAGAAACUGGUGAAUGGCUUUGCAACCACUGAAGAACUAGCUGGAAAGGCAUCCAUCUUUAGUGGACAUGUUACCAAAGCUCUCGGACCCAAACCGUUUCAGCUGCCUUUCAGGUCACAGGAUGAUUUUAUUACAAGAGCCAUGACUCAGGGUCCUAAAACGGUUGAUGUUCCUGCUUCCCUGCCUACCCCACCUCACAAUAAUCAGGAGGAGUUAAGGGCACAGGAUCACUGUGAUUCCAGGGACAGUCCUGACAGCUUUGUGCCCUCUUCAUCUCCUGAGAGCGUGGUUGGUGUAGAAAUUAGCAGAUAUCCGGAUUUGUCUCUAGUGAAGGAAGAACCACCAGACCCUGCACCUUCCCCCAUCAUUCCUAUCCUCCCUAGCAGCACAGGAAAAGGCUCUGAGGCUAGAGAAUGCGGAUUGAAGACAGAGCCUGUAUCUCGGACAUUGUUCUUUGGAUCACAGUUUGUACAGGCACCCAAUGGCCCUAAGUCUGGUUUGAUAUCUGUAGCAAUCACUCUGCACCCCACAGCAGCUGAGAAUAUCAGUGGUGUGGUUGCGGCCUUUGCAGAUCUUUUGCAAGUCAGAAUUCCCAACAGCUAUGAGGUGAGCAGUGCUCCAGACACUGGCUCAAUGAUAUUAAUGAAUGGGCACAGAAUAAACCCUGGCAUGGAAUAUAGACCACAAGUGUUACGUCAUCGCCCUAGAGCAGGAUCUAUGCCUCCAGCAAGGUUAAUUGGCCCCUAUGGGAUUAGACCACACAACUUGUCAUUUAUGCCAAGUAAUAAUGGUAUGUCAGGAUACAAACCACAAAACCAGAACAUUUCAGAUUCUCCAGUCCUGAGACCCUCUUGGUGUUGUCACUGUAAAGUAGUUAUUCUAGGCAGUGGCGUUAGGAAAUCUCUCAAGGACACAACUUUUAUUAAACAGGAAUUCCUUCAGAGCCCUCAAAGGAUGGAUGAAGACCUUGUAUUUUGUAGUAAUAACUGUUUUUUGCUGUACUCUGCUGCACAAACAAAACAUUUGGAGAACAAGUGUCGAGAUCCUUUAGCAACUCCAUCUUCAAAGGAGGCACCACCAAAAUCAUGCCAUCAGUACAGCACCAACACUUCUACUCUUGAUGUUCAUUGCCUUCCUUUGUUACAAGAGAAGUGCUCACCACCUUCCUCACCCCCUCUAUCUUUUCCUACUGCUGCUUUUGAAAAUGCUAAAGUUGAGGCAAAACCAGAUCAACUAAAAGUUACUGUGAAGUUAAAGCCACGGCCUAGAGCAGUUCACAGCAGUCUGGAUGAUUCUCGUCCUGCAAACAAGAAAUGGAAAGGAAUGAAGUGGAAAAAAUGGAAUAUUCAGAUUGUUAUUCCUAAGAUGCCUUUCAAGCCUCAGUGUGAAGCUGAGAUAGAUGAAUAUUUGAGAAGACUGGGAACAUCGUUAAGGCCUGAUCCUUUACCCAAAGACUUUAGAAAAUGUUGUUUUUGUCAUGAAGAAGGGGAUGGGCUAACAGAUGGACCUGCAAGACUUCUCAACCUUGAUCUUGAUCUUUGGGUCCAUUUAAACUGUGCUCUUUGGUCUACUGAGGUCUAUGAGACGCAAGCUGGUGCCUUAAUUAAUGUUGAACUAGCGUUAAGGCGAGGUUUGCAGAUGAAAUGUGUGUUCUGUCAUAAAAUGGGAGCCACCAGCGGUUGCCACAGGUUAAGAUGCACCAAUAUUUAUCACUUUACCUGUGCAAUAAAAGCACAAUGCAUGUUCUUCAAAGACAAAACUAUGCUUUGCCCCAUGCACAAGCCAAAGGGAGUUCAUGAGCAAGAACUUACUUAUUUUGCCGUCUUUCGAAGAGUUUAUGUACAGCGUGAUGAAGUGCGACAGAUUGCAAGUAUUGUCCAACGUGGGGAACGCGACCACACUUUCAGAGUUGGUAGCCUAAUCUUUCAUGCUAUUGGUCAACUUCUGCCACAACAAAUGCAGGAAUUCCAUUCUGUGACAGCUCUCUUUCCAGUUGGUUAUGAGGCCAGCAGAUAUUAUUGGAGUAUGCGAUAUGCCAAUAAGCGAUGUCGAUACCUCUGUUCUAUUGAAGAAAAGGAUGGCUUUCCAUUAUUUGUUAUCAGAGUCAUUGAACAUGGGCAUGAAGAUGUGAUUCUUACUGACUCUACACCAAAAGGUGCUUGGGACAAAAUUUUGGAGCCUGUCGCAAACUGCAGGAAAGAUUCUGAAAUUCUCAGGCUUUUCCCAGUGUACUUGAAAGGGGAAGAUCUGUUUGGUCUAACAGUUUCUGCUGUUACAAGGAUAGCUGAAUCGCUUCCAGGAGUGGAGGCCUGUGAGAACUACACAUUUCGAUAUGGACGAAACCCACUAAUGGAGCUUCCUUUGGCCAUUAACCCCACUGGUUCUGCUCGUUCAGAGCCAAAGAUGAAUACUCAUGCCAAGAGGUUUGUGUUAAGGCCGCACACUUUAAACAGCACCAGCACAUCAAAGUCUUUUCAGAGCACAGUAACUGGAGAGCUGAAUGCACCAUAUAGUAAGCAUUUUGUUCAUUCCAAAUCCUCUCAGUACCGGAAGAUGAAGACUGAAUGGAAAUCCAAUGUGUACUUGGCCAGAUCUCGGAUUCAGGGUCUGGGACUAUAUGCUGCUAGAGACAUUGAGAAGCACACCAUGGUGAUUGAGUACAUUGGAACCAUUAUACGAAAUGAAGUAGCCAAUAGAAAAGAGAAGUUAUAUGAAUCACAAAAUCGGGGUGUAUAUAUGUUUCGCAUAGAUAAUGAGCAUGUUAUUGAUGCAACAUUGACUGGUGGACCUGCAAGGUAUAUCAACCAUUCAUGUGCGCCUAAUUGUGUAGCUGAGGUGGUAACUUUUGAGAAGGGACACAAGAUAAUUAUUAGCUCCAAUCGCAGGAUACAAAAGGGGGAAGAGCUUUGUUAUGACUAUAAGUUUGACUUUGAAGAUGACCAGCACAAGAUUCCAUGCCACUGCGGUGCUGUAAACUGCCGGAAAUGGAUGAACUGAAGCAUUUCUUGCUAAACCAAGGGUUCACUUGUCUCUGAGAGCUGACGUAACCUGCAGGCAAACUUGUGUUCUCAAGUGUGAAGCCUGCUUAGCAAGAGAAAGUAUCCGCAGCCAAGAAAGCAAGCCAAAGCUGUGGGCCUCUUGGGAGAGUUCUGGUCAGCUGGUAUACAAAUCAGCACUUCGGAUAAAAAAAAUACUGGGUCAAGAAACUGAUGACGGGUGGGCAUAUCCAUGAAUGUAAGACUGUAAUCACCAGCGUAGUGAGACGCCCAAAGUGCUGGCCACAGCCUUAUCUGAAAAAGGGGCAGGCCCUCUAAUAAAGAGAACUUAAUAAACGUAGACACCACUGAACAAGGAAUGUACUGAAAUGACUUCCUUAGGGAUAGCGCUAAGGGAAAAAUAACUUGCACUAAAAUACAUUUAAAAUACUUGAUUCCAUGAGUCAGUUUAUUGUAGUUUUUUGUUUUCUGUAAAAUAAGAGAAACUUUUGUAUUUAUUAUUGGAUAACUGAAUGAAGCUAUUUUUUAAAAGAAAAUUAGAAGAAAGCCAAGCUGCUGCUGUUACCUGCAGAAUUAACAAAACCAUGUUACUUUGUACAGAUCUGUAAAUAUUUUGGAUAUAAAAUAGUUAUUGACCAAAUGCUACCAGACUACAGCAGUUUGGAGGCUAAUUUUGAAAAAAAAAAAAAAAGAAAAAAAAAAAAAAAAAAGAUAGGGGUGUUACAAUAUGAUCCUGUGUGCUUCUAACGCUGUUUAGUUAGUACUCAACAAAAACUCUUUUUUUAUGUAUUUUUGUUUAGACAGAAAUAACUGUGGUCUUUUUUUUUUAAAUUUGCUUGAUGGAAUAGCAUUUAGCUUUAUUUUUGUUGGUAACAAAAAUAAAAAUUGCCUUUGUUUAGUCUUUGGUUUAAUGUGUCCUAUCAUGCUGUAACAUCCCUAUUUCUCAAAGUCAGGUUUUUGUGCAUAUAAUUUGUGAUAACUGUGAAUAACUGCUAAAACUACCCAAAAUGGAGGGCUGAGCUUUUUCUUCAUUUUCCUUACAGAGCCUUCAGGUUUAAGCCACCAGGUUGUUUUCUUUUUGUUUUGUUUUUUCUUCAUAAAAUCAUGUUGACAGGAAAAAACUUCUUUCACAAGCUUCGUUCUGAGUUAAAUAAAAAAUAAAUUAAAAAAAGGUUAAAAAAAAUGAAGGCAACUAAAUUAGAUGUAAUGAGGCUUGCAACUGCAACAAAAAAAAUUAAUUUAAAAAAAAAUGUAUGGAUUGUUUACAUUUCUUUAAAUAAAAUGACAUUGUUUUGUGUUUGCUUGUAGAUAUUUAAUCUGCAUUUCAACUUUUUUUUUUUUUUUUUUUUUUUUUAAGUACUUAAAAUUCCGGUACUGACACGUAACAGGAUGAAUAUAAAAUAAAGCUUUUUAUUUGUGUGCACAAUGAAAGUUGACUGUAUGCGCUUGAUAUAUUCAGUCACACAGUCUUGGACUUGUAUAUGGCAUGAUGUAUUUUUUAUCUCACAGAAGAAAUUAAUUGUAUAUAUUUUUUUCUCUUGAUAAAUAGCUGUAUGAAAUUUGUUUCUUGAAAAUUUUUCUUGUAAAAUAUCCUUUCCUGACAUCCUUACCAGUAUUUGUCCCACAGUUCUUUUCUGUCCUGUAAAAUAGUAUCUAAUGUUGGCAAAAAUGAUUUUUUUGGAGUAUAAAGAGUGUUAUGGGUUUUGCAAUUUGUGGAAACAGAUUUAGAAGAUCAGCAUUUACAAAUAAAAAAUAUUUUACAACUAUAA